AUGUCCUCUGUUAGUACUAAGAGCCUUCCUAAGAUUGAACUACAUGCUCAUCUGAAUGGAAGUAUCUCAUUGAAAACUAUGCAGAAGCUUCAUAACCAAAAUGAUGGCUCAGAGGAGGAUUUGAAAUCACUGAUUCUAAAUGAGCCUAAGACGAUGGAUGAAGUUUUCAAGUAUUUUGGCUUAAUUCAUAAGUUAAUUCAAACAAAAGAAGCUUUGCUUACUGCAACUAUGGAUGUGAUUAGAGAAUUCAAUGAAGAUGGCGUUGUUUAUCUGGAGCUGGGAACAACACCCAAGAAAGUUGGAGAUAUGACCAAGUUUGACUACAUUAUGACAAUACAUGAAGCAUUGGAGUUAUCAAGCGAUUUGCCGAUUGUCGUCCGCUUCAUACUCACCAUUGAUAGAAGACAGUCGGUUGAGGAAGCUUCUGAGAUUGUAGCAUUAGCUGAGCAGUUCGCUAAAAAAUAUGGCAAAGUAGUUGGUAUCGGUCUAGCCGGUGAUCCUUCAUGCGACGGCCAAAAGUUUCUUCCGGUCCUUAGACAAGCUCGUCAUAGAGGAUUGAAGAUUUCAAUUCAUCUAGCUGAGUUGAAAAACUGCUUGGAUGAAGUAGAUGCAAUGCUGCAGUUCGGACCUGAUAGAAUUGCCCAUGGUAGUUUCCUUCAUCUUGAGGAUAGAUGGGUCCAUCAGAUAGCAAAGCAGAAAAUUCCUUUCGAGAUAUGUUUGACAUCAAAUAUCCUUUGUAUGACGAACUCAUGUUACGCCGAAUCUCACUUUAGCUUUUGGAAGAACUUGGAUGUCCCCGUUGUAUUAUGUACAGAUGAUAAAGGCUUAAUGGAUAUAACCUUAUCGGGAGAAUUGCAAAUAGCCGCCAAAGAGUUCAACUUGUCCGAGGAAGACCUUAAGAAGAUGACUCGUGACGCAUUCAACAGCAGAUUCUUGGCCGAGAACGAUCCGCUGUACGCAAAUAUCUUUGAACUCAUUAAGUAA
This is a messenger RNA of Auanema sp. JU1783, 984 nucleotides long. NCBI's taxonomy places the organism in Eukaryota, Metazoa, Nematoda, Chromadorea, Rhabditida, Rhabditidae. The record is from the annotation of a GenBank genome assembly.